AUGCCUGAAACUAGACUUUCAGAGAACGGAAAUGACAAUGCCUUUCCUGAGCACACAAGACCCCCGCAUGUUACCACCGAGCAGCCGGAAUCGCUGCAAUUACAGCCGAACAAUGUUUCUGACUCAGUUUCUUCUUCUACAAGACAGUCUUUUGACGAGCAUGAUCCCAUGAAGCUGGGACUCGAGAAGAAUAACAGCAGCUCUUCCGAAAACGCUCCACAAGCUUUCACCGGCGCUGACAUGGAGGCAUACCGCAGACCAUCCACUGAAACUCACUCGUUCGCUGACGAGGAGUUAUCUAGAGAAAUGAGCAGACGCUUGACCAACGCUGAUGAGCUCCAGAAAUUAGCCCUAGAGUCUGAUGAGCCCAUGCCUACCAUGGGAGCAGGAAAGGACUACCCACCAAUGCUUCCUAAGAGAGAUCCAUACGCUGUGGCUUAUGACGGGCCAGACGAUCCAUUAUUUCCGCAGAACUGGGGUUUCUGGAAGAAGGUGUUUUGCUGCGCUAACGUCGGCUUGUGUGCUUUGUCGGUAUCCCUUGGCUCUGCUAUGUUCGCUGCUGGCUCCGCACAGAUCAUGGAGCUUUUCGAGGUUGGUUCUACUGUUGCCACGCUAGGAACGUCGCUUUUCGUCUUCGGCUUCGCCUCUGGCCCCGUUAUCUGGGGACCCAUGUCUGAAUUGUACGGAAGAAAGAUUGUUCUUUUACCUUCAAGUUUCGGUUACGUCUGUUUCUGUAUGAUGGUUGGUGCUGCUAAAGAUAUUCAAAUGGUGAUGAUCUGUCGUUUCUUCGCUGGCUUUAUCGGCGCCGCCCCAUUAGUCGUUGCUCCUGCUGUACUUGCUGACAUCUUUACAGCUAAGACUAGAGGUCAAGCAAUGUCUGUUUUCGCAAUGGUCUUGUUUGGUGGUCCUAUGUUGGCCCCAAUCAUUGGUGGCUUCAUCGCCAAGAACCCUGACAUGGGCUGGAGAUGGACCUCGUACAUUGCCGGUUUGAUCGGUGCUGUAUCAUUCAUUUGCCUUACUCUCUUUUUGGAUGAGAGUCAUUCUGCCAUUAUUCUUAUUAAGAAAGCUGAAAUCUUGAGAAGAAGAACCGGUAACUGGGGUAUUCACGCUCCACAUGAAGAAACAAGCUUGUCUAUUAAGGAAAUUGUGGAGAAGAACAUUUCUAGGCCCUUGGUGAUGUUGUUCACUGAACCAAUUUUGUUUUUGAUCACCCUUUACAACGCUUUCAUCUAUGGUUUACUUUACUUGUUUUUGACAGCAGUGCCUUUGAUCUUCCAGGGUAGAUACCGUUGGGCCCAAGGUGUCGCUGAGUUGCCCUACAUUGCGAUGUUCAUUGGUACCUUCAUCGGCGGUCUUAUCACUAUUUAUAUGGAGAGAGGUUACGGAAAAGCAAUGGAUAAAAACAACGGUGUACCUGUUCCAGAGGCAAGAUUGCCUCCAAUGAUGGUUGGUGCAUUUUUCUUUGCCAUUGGUUUAUUCUGGUUAGGAUGGACUGGUGACUUCCCUGAAGAUGUCCACUGGAUUGUUCCUACCAUCGGUACAGCCCCUAUUGGUAUUGGUCUUCUUAUGAUCUUCUUGCCAUGUAUGAACUACAUCAUCGAUUGUUACCUCCUUUAUGCUGCUUCUGCUUUGGCCGGUAACACUUUCUUGAGAUCUGCAUUCGGUGCCGCCUUCCCACUUUUCGCCAGACAAAUGUUCGUCAAUAUGCAUAUCAAGUGGGCAGGCACCUUAUUAGGCUGUGUGGCCGUUGUCAUGAUUCCUGUGCCUUUCUUGUUCUACCGUUUUGGUAGAACUAUCAGAGCCAAGUCUAAGUACGCCUUUGUGCUUUAG
Messenger RNA from Candidozyma haemuli, 1830 nucleotides. RefSeq names its product Flu1p (gene FLU1). Gene Ontology annotation, biological process: transmembrane transport. NCBI's taxonomy places the organism in Eukaryota, Fungi, Ascomycota, Pichiomycetes, Serinales, Metschnikowiaceae. Bases 1 to 1830 code for a protein of 609 amino acids. Gene Ontology annotation, molecular function: transmembrane transporter activity. The transcript has a single exon. The record is from RefSeq and is a predicted model, not a curated record.